This is a messenger RNA of Physcomitrium patens, 2693 nucleotides long. RefSeq names its product pre-mRNA-splicing factor ATP-dependent RNA helicase DEAH10. The record is from RefSeq and is a predicted model, not a curated record. Gene Ontology annotation, molecular function: double-stranded RNA binding; ATP hydrolysis activity; helicase activity. Gene Ontology annotation, biological process: positive regulation of transcription by RNA polymerase I. Gene Ontology annotation, cellular component: intracellular anatomical structure; nucleolus. Lineage: Eukaryota; Viridiplantae; Streptophyta; Bryopsida; Funariales; Funariaceae.
AGUUUCUAAAUUGCAAUAGAAACAAUUCUGAGUUGAUCCCAAGUGCGCAGACCGCAAUUAGAUAGUGUGGCAGGAAAGGGUUUUGCUUCGACAGAAGGGGUUUCGGCAUCUUGAGGUCUAUAUGCGGCUACUGCUGGGAAAUGUCCAGUUCAGACCAGGCGAGCUAAAGGAGAAGUAUCUUGGAGUAGCGAGCAUCGUGAAUUGCUUCCUGUGUACCUUUGGUUUCUAGCACCAGGAGCUGUGAGAGUGUGGUCCGAUGCCAUCCAUGGCGCCGCUUUCGAGUGGAAACAAGAAUGGGGAUGGGAAUGGAAAUGUUCCCGGCAGGGGAAAUGGGGUUCCUUUUGGUGGUCAUUGGGGUCCUCCUGAGUCCACAUCGGCCACUCCAUCUGCGGCUAAUGAGGCGGUUGGCAAGCGAAAGGCAACUACACUUCUUCCACAGACUAGAGUUACCAAACGGCAAGCACUUUUGAAUCAAAGGCGUGCUCUGCCAAUCGCAUCAGUGGAAUCCGAGCUCGUUAAUCAUGUCAAGAAAAACGAGACUCUGGUCGUAAUUGGUGAGACAGGAAGCGGGAAAACUACACAGUUACCUCAAUUUUUGCAUUCUGCGGGGUUUUGCAAGGGUGGCAUGAUGGUUGCCAUCACUCAGCCACGGCGUGUUGCAGCUAUAACUGUGGCAACCCGUGUAGCAGAGGAGAUGGGUGUAGAGGUUGGGCAGGAGGUUGGUUAUUCGAUCAGAUUUGAAGAUUGCACAUCUCCUUCAACGCAACUUAAGUACAUGACUGAUGGUAUGCUACUGAGGGAAGCACUACUGGACCCUCUACUAUCGAGAUAUUCACUUGUAGUGAUAGAUGAAGCUCACGAAAGGACUAUCCACACAGAUGUGUUGUUUGGUCUACUCAAGGGAGUCCAAAAGAGAAGGCAAGCAGCAAGUACAGCUACAAAAUCCUCCAAGAAGAAAGCAGCGACAACUGGAGUUGCACUAAAAGAUCUACAGAAUUUGCUAACUACUAGUAAAACCCCUCUCGAAAAAAAAAAUAGUGCUUUGAAGUUAGUGGUAAUGUCUGCAACCUUGGACACGAAGGGUUUCUGUGAAUACUUCAAUGGAGCAGAGGCGGUUUAUGUGCAAGGCCGUCAGUUUCCUGUAGAGAUAUUCUAUACCUUUACGCCAGAAGCUGAUUAUCUCGAUGCUGCUCUCCUUACUACAUUUCAGAUUCACUUGGAGGAAAUCCCAGGAGAUAUUUUACUCUUCUUGACAGGACAAGAGGAGAUUGAAUCAAUGGAGCGGCUUUUGAAGGAACGUGCUUCUCAUUUGUCUCCAAAAGUUCCUAAACUAUUGGUUGUCCCUAUAUAUGCUGCUCUUCCCAGUGAGCAACAAAUGCGUGUAUUCCAGCCUGCUCCUGACGGAACACGAAAGGUAAUAUUGGCAACCAAUAUUGCAGAGACAUCACUUACCAUUCCUGGCAUUCGGUAUGUGAUAGACCCAGGCCUAGUAAAGGCAAGAGCGUACAACCCGCGUACCGGGGUGGAGUCAUUGGAGGUUGUGCCAGUAUCAAAAGCUCAGGCCCGACAACGGAGUGGUCGUGCAGGGCGAGAAAGGCCAGGAAAGUGUUUUCGGCUGUACACAGAAGAUUUAUAUAGAAAGUUGGAAGACUCAACUGUACCUGAAAUCAAACGCUGCAAUCUUGCAAACGUUGUUCUACAACUGAAGGCUUUUGGUAUUGACGAUGUGCUUGGAUUCGACUUCAUGGACAAGCCUUCCAGGAUAGCUAUUGUAAAGUCAUUGGAGCAUCUCUAUAGUCUCGGAGCUCUGACCGAUGAAGGCAAGCUUUCUGAUCCAAUUGGUACGAGGAUGGCUCGGUUUCCUCUGGAGCCCAUGUAUGCUAAGGCUAUGCUCAUCUCCUGUGAGAUGGGAUGUUCUGAGGAGAUGCUUGCUACAGUGUCCAUGAUGUCGGUCGAUUCCGUUUUUUAUGCCCCACGUGAUAAACUUCAGGAGGCAAACAAUGCUAGAAAUCGAUUCAUAAGUGCGGAUGGGGAUCACAUCACCUUAAUCAAUGUCCUGCGUCACUACAUCCAAGAAGCGGAAGAGGCUGGGGCAGGGGCAGGGGCAGGUGAAGCAGAAGACACUAGCAGCAAUUCAAAUUCUAACGAAAACAAAAAGGUUUUCAAGCGUAUCCGUAGUUGGUGUACCGCAAACUUCAUUAAUGCUCGGUCAUUGAAACGAGCAGUUGACAUCCAGAAGCAAAUACGAGGUUAUGUGGAAGGCAUGGGCUUGACAAUCAUAUCUUGUGGAGAUGAUAUGCUUUCGUUUCGCCGUUGUCUUGCUGCUUCUUUCUUCCUUAAUGCUGCUCGACGCCAAUUGGAUGGAACCUAUAGGGCUUUGGCAAGUGGUCAAUCAGUGGCUAUCCAUCCAUCAUCAGUACUAUUUGGACAGAAGCCCGACUGUGUGGUGUUUAACGAACUCGUGCGAACAAAUCGUUCGUACAUACGCAAUAUCACUCGAGUUGAUUCACUGUGGCUGCCAGAGCUCGCUCCUCAUUACUACGCAGCACAAGCGUUGAACACACCAUGUCAAUCCUAGAAUUAGCGAAAUUUUAGGUACUGGCAACAUCCACUAUGAAGAUGGUUAUUUGAUGGAUUUAGGAAACAAGUGAAUCACGUUAAAUCUGAAUACGAUCAAGUUUCUUGUAAGUCAA